Messenger RNA from Tarenaya hassleriana, 5432 nucleotides. Its product is annotated as protein TIME FOR COFFEE-like. The transcript is spliced from 12 exons. Bases 104 to 4960 code for a protein of 1618 amino acids. Gene Ontology annotation, cellular component: nucleus. Lineage: Eukaryota; Viridiplantae; Streptophyta; Magnoliopsida; Brassicales; Cleomaceae. Gene Ontology annotation, biological process: regulation of circadian rhythm. The record is from RefSeq and is a predicted model, not a curated record.
AUGAGCACAAAUAGAGGAAGAAGAUAAUGGGAACCAAGUAGAGAUAGAUAGAGAUAGAGAGAGAGGGAUUAGGGAAGGAGGAGCGAAGCAUAGAGAGAGAGAGAUGGAUAGAAAUAGAGAAGCUCGAAGAGUUACUAUGGCUGCCGCCGGAAAUGGCUUGUCUCGACGGCGGCAUAGAGCAGGAAGUUUCAGGGACUCUCCAGAGGAUGAUGGUCCGGUGGAGUUGCCGGAGGCGGCGAGACUGAGAGAUCGGGGAGGGAGCGGUAAGAAGGAUCGAGAUCGAGAUCGAGAUCGAGACCGUGACAGAGACAGGGAGAGGGAUCGGUUGAAUAGUCGGAGCAAGAGGAGGAGAGGAGACAGGUUGAUGAUGAUGCACGGGAAUAUGGACGACGGUGGUGACGAGAGCUCCGAGGAGAGCGUCAACGACGACGAGGAGUACGAUGGCGGCGGAGGACCACCGUCCUCGGUGAAGAUGCUCCCGCCGGCGAGCAAUAUUAAUACGGCGUCGUUUUCGUCAUCGUUGUCAAACCACCAAAGCAGUAGCGGUAUUCUCCACCAGAGGAAGAGCUUUCCUCCGGCGAAAGUUUUCAGAUCGUCUCCUUCACCGGCGUCGACACCGGCAUCUGCGGCGGCGUCUCCACUCGUUUCGUCAUGGAAAACUGCCGACGAGAUGAUCGGUGUGUCGGUCCCGAGAAAAGCACGGUCAGCAUCUACAAAGAGACCGCAUGAGUCGUGGGCAUCGAGUGCCACUGCCGGUGGCGUUUUCGCCGCUGGGGAGCAAAUCCACCGCCAAGUCUCGACGUCUCCGGCGAGGGUCAGCCCCGCUUCGAUGUUAGCUUCACCUUCUCCACCAGCUCCGCCGUCGCCAUCUUCCUCGAGCGUUUCUGUCCGGAAGAAGAUGCCAUCGGUGCCGAAACAGAAGCCACUGCCUCCCAAGUCGUCGUCGUGCAAGUCGUCAUCCCCGAUGGCGGCUCAGGAUGAAAUCGAGAUCGAGAUCGCGGAGGUGUUGUACGGCAUGAUGAGGCAACCACUGGGACCGUCGAAGCUUGAAACCGGAGUGAAUGAUUCUGGAGAGGCUGGAAAUGUGAAUCCCGGGACCAAAUCAACGGUAGACGUCAAAUCCAGGGUUUCUUCUCUGAUCUCCAACUCACAGUCCACUCUUCCUCUGUCUGUUGCUCUCGCCACAAACUCUAUCGCCUCUACUGUUUCGGCCAUCGCUCCUAAGAGGAAGAGGCCUAGACCGGUCACAUUCGAAGACGAGAACAGCUCCGCUUUACCGUCUCGCAUGAGUUCUAUUUCCUCUACCAUAAUAGCCGAAUCCGCAGCUCCAGCGAAAGCAGAAGCUCCGUCAUCCAAUAUAGGGAAGAUUUCAGGAUCCAUCGGAGAAAAUGACUCCGUAUUGGAUUCGACGAACCCAUCAAGCUUAUCGGCUCAUCCGCAAUUAAAGGCUGAUCGAGAAAGCAGGCCGUCUCUGGAUUCGAGGCCGGCAACGGCCGAAGAAUUGGUGAAAAAAGAAAGUUCCUUGUCCAAAGAGGAAUCUAUAUCAACCAAGAUAGAAGGUUCUUCUGGGCUUAGAUCAGAUGGAGACGGCGUUGUCACCAUAGCCGCUAAGACGAGUUUGCCACCACUGGAAAAGGAGAAAUUCGAGAUAGAUCUGAUGGCGCCACCACCGGCGAGAUCGUCACCGGAGAGAGAUGGAGAGAUGGAAUAUGUGGCGGCAGAGGCUAAACCUAAAGCUGUGGAAACGGAUGCUAAGCCUCUACUGCAUCGGGAAAAUGGCUCCAAGGCUGAGAAAUUCGGAUCCAAGGAAGACUCCAUCCGGGAGCCUGAUGAGAAGAAACCAAGAACGGCCAUGGAAUCUGAAUCCCAGAAAUCAGAUAGGAACACAGAACUCAAGCUUGAUCAUGAGAAAUCCGAUCGAGAGACCACCUCCUCCUCUGCGACCGUGGGCUUGAACAAGCUCAGCCACCUUGGCCAGAAGCAGCAUACACAGCAACACAUGCCCAGUGCCGAGAGAACUGCGCAAGCAAGUCCUUUGCCUGUGCACAUGUCAAUGCCUGGUUGGCCCGGAGGCCUUCCUACAAUGGGAUACAUGGCACCUACACAGGGAGUAGUACCCGCAGAUACAAGCUCGUUGCCGUCUGCAACAAUGCAGCCUCCGCAAUUGUUAUUUAACCAGCCGAGGCCUAAAAGAUGCGCCACUCAUUGUUACAUCGCGAGGAACAUUCAUUACCAUCAACAGUUCACGAAGAUGAAUCCGUUUUGGCCUUCUGCUGCUGCUGCUGCUGCUGCUGCUGCUGCAGGCUCGGCUCCUUUGUAUGGUGGGGGGAAAGCCUGCAAUCUCAGUCUCAUGCCUUCCACAGAACUUCAAGGGAAUGUUUUGGGAAGGAGUUCCAACUUGGCACCACCUGAUAAAAGCUCUCAGUCUACUACAUCUAAUAGCUCAGACACAAGCCAAAGGAAGCAAAUAUUGCUUCAGCCAUCGUUGCCACCAGGAGCCCCUAAUAAUAUAUUGCAUGGUCCGGCCUUUAUCUUCCCGUUGGGUCAGCAACCGCAUGCAGCUGCUAUAGCUGCUGCUUCGGUUAGACCGCCUAUGAGUGGCAAUGCAGCUUCCUCUGGUACUGCUUCUUCUACGCCCGUGAAUGGUUCUGCACCAUCAGCUACCCCAGCUGGUGCAACGGCUAUGAGCUUCAGCUACCCGAACAUGCCGGGCAAUGAAACUCAGUACCUGGCUAUCUUGCAGAACAAUGGGUAUCCAUUUCCGGUACCGGCUCAUGUGGGUCCACCUCCUGCUUACAGAGGGCCGCCCGGGCAGCCGAUACCCUUCUUUAACGGUUCAUUCUAUUCGUCUCAAAUGAUCCAUCCUCCUCAUCUUCAGCCACAGCAACAACCUGGUCAGGGACAACAGGGUCAAGCUCCUAACAACAACCAGACUGCAAGCGUUUCCUCAGGUUCCUCUUCGGCACAAAAGCAUUUGCAGAACCAACAGCAGAGGGCUGCGAUGAAUCCGGGGAACCCACAAAGGUUUCCUGCCUCGAAGGUUCAAUCUCAGCCUAUGAGCUUUCAGCAGAGGCAGCACCCGAGAGAAAACGCAACUCAACAAAAUGAAACUGCUGGAGAAGAUAGCCCAUCAACUGCUGAUAGCCGGAUCUCUCGCUCCAGUGUUGCAUAUGGCCAGAACUUUGCUAUGCCAAUGCAGCCAACGAACUUGGGUCUGAUGAAUUCAGCAGCCUCGGGUGGUGCAGUGGCCGGUUCUUCUGGAAAUCAUGGAGAAAAGAAAUCGCAACAGCAGGGUUCAAAGGCCGGUGUGGAUUCCCUCCAAUCUCAGGCUUAUGCCAUGACGUUCGCAACAUUCAACGGGGCUAGUUCCCCCGGCCUUAACAUGCCUUCCAUUGCUCAGAAUCAUGCUAUCUUCCACAGCAUUCCGGAGGCUGCAAGGCAAGGGUAUCACCAGAUGAUGGCAGCUGCUGUUGCAGCUCAAGCAGCUCAACAGAAGAUGAACUAUAACCCACCAGAAGACGGAAAAUCUGGUCCUAGUUCCGCUGCUAAUGCCAUGGAGGAACGGAAGACAGGCGCAACAGGAAAGACGGCUUCUUCAAGCGGCGGUCAGUCUAUUGCUUUCUCUAGUAAGCCGGAUUUAGCAGAUGCAUCUGUUCCUGGAGUAACGGGCAGUGGAGUCAUCGAUAGCUCUGCUCGGCUACUCAACCUUAGCUCCACUCCGAUUCAGACUUCAAGUUCUACACAAACAUCCCACUACCAGCAGCAGCAGCAGCAGCUGCAAAGGAAUCAACCACAGCAACAAUAUACCAUUUAUCUCCAGAAGCAACAACAAUAUGCAGCUGCUGCUGCUGCAGUUGCUGCGGCUAGAAGCAAAGGGCCUGUGACAAGUAACGGAAGUAUGUUCCCAGAUCACAGUGUCACCACAUCUUCAGUUGUCGGAGGCAAGUAUCCGAAUUCUAAUUCAGGGUUACCUCAAAAUCUUGUCCAGUCCACCACUGGCAGUCCGGUUCACUCUCCUCAGUGGAAAACGAAUUCCUCCAGGACGACCACCCCAGCCCAGGUUCAGUCUCCUUCCAUACUGUCAUCUUCCGCUGCGUCGUCCCUAAAAAAUGUGCCGCAGAAACAGCAAGGCCGACCACAGCAGUCACAGAUAUCGUUUACAGCAAACUCUUCUAAACCUAUGCCAUCUGGUCCACUGAUGCAGCAAGGGCCGAGUGCCAACCAGUCUCAGUCCCCUCGGAUGGCAGUCGGGUCUCCCUCUACUUCUUCCGUGUCCAAAAGCGCGGGUGGAAGCCCGAGGACAACAACUACUUCGGCCUCAACAAUUAACAAAAGUGGUCAAGUAUCCUCCACUCUGUCAUCAUCUCAGCAAUCUAGGAACUCCCCAGCCGGAUCGGUUCCUAACCCGUCAGGAUCAUCGGCUGGUGGAAGGAACGAGCCUUCCUCCAUUCUGGGUAACCCUCAUGUUAAUCAUCCCACAACGAGCGCUGGUUCAAAGUCGCAACAGCCGCCGAAGCAUGCCUUGCAGCAGGCUCAGCUUUUCUUCUCCAGCCCUUAUAUGCAAUCUCCUCAACAGCAGCAGCAGAUGACUAUUUCUAACCCGAGCGGCUAUUACCUCCAAAGGCAUCAGCAACCGCAAGGCUCGUCACCCGCUGCAACGUCUCAUUCCUUGUGCCAUCCGGUCUCCGCCCUCUCCAACAGCAGCACAGCCACGGCCACGGCCACUUCCGACCCGGCCAAAGCCAUUGCAGCUGCGGCGGCUAAUAACAUGAAAGGAGGAAACUUGCAGCAGCAUGGUCAGGGAGUUCCUGGCUCGGGUCCGUAUGCUUCUUCUGCUCAACCCCCCGGGAAGUUGCAUCAUCAUCAGCUCGUCCCUCCCGGGUUCCCUUACGUUCAUGCCGUUCCCGCGGCGGUUCAGGUGGUGAAGCCUUCGGAUCAGAAGCAACAAGCCGGUGAGUGAAAGGCAAGAUUCCUACUGAACCCUCUCUGUUUAGUUCAAAGACAUGGAGGAAAGAGGGUUGGGGGAGUGGGUUUGAGACUUCAGGCCACUGGAACAGAAGGCUUGGUUAGAAAAACAAAACUAGAACACGACCAAGUCUUUGGACAGAACACGAGUUGCUGGUCGGAAGGAAAAGAUGAGAAGAGCACACCGCCCCCAGGAUGUGGAGGAGGAGGGCCAUUUUUGGGUCUUGGGUGUGUGCGCGUGUGUGUUUUUUUAUAAUUAGAAUGCGUACCGUUAGUGUUUAUAUUCUGACAGGAACCGCCAUGGUGAUUGAAGAAAAAGAUCUAAUUAAGAUUUUAUUCAUUUUUGUUAGGAAGGUGGUCUUUUUUUCUCUCUGUUUUAUUGUUGUACAUAUUUGAUAGCCAUUUGGAUAUUACUGUAGUGUGUGUAAAAUGAAUAUCAGGAAAAAAAAAUAAUCGGUUAAAAAAUA